AUGCCAUCUUCGACCACACACACUAGCCAGUCAGAACGCGAGCCUCUCAAGCCCGACGAGGUGAAAGCAUGGCUGAACGAGCAAGACAUAUCUACCAUUAUCGAGUUCACCAACGUUGACCGCGAUGUCGCCGAGGCUGCAUUACUGAAGAGCAAAGGGAAUGUCCAGAGUGCGCUAAACGACAUAUUUCAGGGUGGAAUGAGGGAACCCGAGGAAAUAGAGCGUGAAAAGGCGGCUCAAAGCAUACGCGAAGACUUUGGCCAUCUUUUCCCGGGCUACACAGAGCCAGAGCGCGGACGCGACCGGGGUUUGCGUGACCUUGGUGGCUCCAGAAAGAAUUCAAUCGACUUGACGAGUGCAGAAGAAAGCUCCACCCGCUUCAGAGCCACAACCCGCUCUCCAGAUCCAAACUGGGCGCUCGUACCGGUGGCCUCACCCGCCAAACCUGCCGAUGACGACCUGAACAAGGCGCUGCAAGCGAGUUUGGACGAUUUCGCGGAGGAGUCAGACGAUAUGCCUCCAGAUGUUAUUAGUUUGCGCGAUGGGACAAGGCCAAUUGCGUUGCGUUCAGAUACGCCGUCGAAGGCAUAUAUGGCUUUGGUCUUCCAAAGUCUAUUCCAUGUCCCACAAGUCCGACAACGUUGCUCGAAACUUCGCCUCCAUUUGAAGGACGGCGCCAAACCCACCGACUAUCCUGAUUCUGCUAUCUGGACAUCGCUCGAAGUUUUUACGGUACUUGAUAUCGGUGACAUAUCAGUUGUGGUCGAGUCGGACAUGAUCCAAGCCUGGGAUUGUCCGCCUUUGCAGCACAACCUUUCAGUGGGGCAGCUUUCUAAACACUUUCUUGAAAAGGUUGUCAAUGUCCUCCAAGAAGAUCUUAACCAGCAGAAACUCGAAGAAGGACGACCAAAACUCUUCCAUUUCUCUUACUGCAAGAUCCACGUCGCGCCAUCUGGCCCUCCGACGACCGUCUAUAAGUCCGAGACGGGGCAUGUUGUCCCCAUCGAGAUUUCACCAGAUGCUUCCCCAGGCGGAAACUCUCUUGUCACACGACUCUCGCAGACAUUCAACACGUACAAUGCAGACGGCUCUUCCGACCAUCAGCUCAUCACCGGAGCCUCCGAAAUGGUGACAUUCGAGAUAACCGUGUUGGCACCAGUGCUGCCAACGCCGUCACCAGAACCGCUCACAUACCCUAAGACGCUGUUCUUGGACGAGUUUCUUGCGGAAAACUUGGACUUGGCGAAUGAGACGAGGGAGGAUCAGCGGCGGUAUCGAGGCGAGAUUGAGGCACUGAUGGAACGACGGAGGGCUUUAACUCGUUUUGAGGACCAAGAUACCCUCGAGAAUCUACGCGGGACAAUCGACUACUACGAAAACGUGGCACCGAAGGGCUCGCCUGAAUAUUUCGACGGUGUUCUUAAGUGCAAUAUACCGGAACGAACGGCGGCACUACAGAACAACGCGUUGAACCAUGCAUUUCAAAGCAAUACCAAUAACCUUGUCAUAGUAAUCGACCAGCGAGUCGAAACGCUUCGAGCUGACCUCGAACGGGUGUCAAACAACCCUGAGCUCCAAAAGCACGCAUAUGAUUUGCGAGCGGUCCUGGUUCAUACCGGCUACCCGGGGCGCAAGCACAUCUACUCCUACGUCCACGAUAACGGCACGUGGUGGCAUAUUCUCGACUACACCGUCCGGGAGGUCACCGAGGAUGUCGUUCUUUCAGAUCCCAGUGGGCUGCACACAAACGCAGGCCCUUAUAUGCUGAUUUAUAACCGGCGACAACUGGAUCGUGAAAUUGAGAAGCCUGAAUGGCCAGCGACGUUUGUGGUGAUGCCCAAAAUAGCAAUUUUCUCCGAGCCGUCUCUUCCUCUCAACCACGAUGUGGCUCUACACUAUUGUCAAUUUACCCGCACAACCAUCGCUGUUCGCAACCCCAGGCUCGGAGUUGAUGUCGAAAGCGCGAGACAUCGGCCACCCAACAUACAUAAACACCUAAUUUUGAAGUGCUGCGGGUCCGCUUCAAAAAUAAGCUCGAAUGCUGGCGCUUCAAGCAACUCUACUUUCUCUCCUUCUUUUUUCCUGUGGCUCAUGCUAGGGCUCUUCGUCGCGUCCUUACUCUGCAGAGCGGCAACUGCCUCAAUCACUGUCUAUGGGCAAGCUGGUCAGGUUACACUCGCUGUCCCAAACGGGACGGCCACAGCGGCCCCUGCAACAGUUACUACCGCUGCCGCAUACAACACUACGGUGCUCAAGCCUCCACCUAUCCCCAACCCGCCACCUGCAGCGGCCUUUACACUCACCCUCCAGCAGAGCAGCUCCAGUGUGACUGGACUGUCGAUCCCAAUAAAGGGAACAUUCUGGGGCUUUUCUGUCGAGAUGUCGGUCAUCACUCAGCUAUUUGGAAAGAACUCAUCAUACGUCCAGGUCCCGCUCCUCAAUUUGUUGGCAAAUAUCCAAGAACGGGCCGGGGCUGUACACGUGAGAAUCGGUGGCAACACACAGGAAUAUGCGUACUAUGUCGACGCCCUUCCCGAUGGACAUGCCAUCUCGAAGGAAAAGGCUGACACCAAAAACCCUACAGAGACGCCAGCUGUUAUCUACACGAUGGACUUGUUUUAUUUGUUGUCAAAUAUUUCCUCUCUGGUCAACGCUCGGUGGUAUAUCGGUAUGCCUUUCAACGACACCAGUGACUUCCGCUUCCAGAUCGUCGAAUACGCUGAAGCUAUUCUUGGCAACAAUCUACUCGGGGUCCAAGUAGCAAACGAGCCUGAUCUUUACGCCGACCAUGGUCACCGAAAUAAAACAUACUCGCCCCAAAAUUACACCAACGAAUUUGGCCAACUCGUGACUGCGAUGGCCGCGAACGGCAACAUCCCAGUGAAAAAUACCCUCAUCGGCCCCAGUGUCUCGGGCACAUGGACGCCCGAGAUGGUGUGGAACACCGGCUUCAUUGAGGAAUACACAGACAGUCUCGGCGCUCUCGCUGUUGAACAUUACCCAACGGACAACUGCCAGCCUAUCUAUGGAAUCGGGAGCUUCCACGACCCGCAAACUGAAUUUCCCAACUUUUUGAACCAUACAUUUGGUGUUACGCUCUGCGAGCCAUAUCUCAACUCAACAGCGAUCGCACAGCAAGCUGGAAAGCCGUUUUUGAUGUUUGAGACCAAUAGCGCAUCAUGUGGAGGCUUUCCAGGGAUCUCUGAUAGUUUUGGCGCGGCUUUGUGGGCGUUGGACUACGGGCUCCAAAUGGCCUACUCCAAUUUCAGCGGCGCGAUGAUGCACGUUGGAGGGCAGAAUGUCUUUUAUAAUCCGUUCACUGGCAUGCGCCUUCUCCGCCAAUGA
Molecule: messenger RNA, 3345 nt
Organism: Mycena indigotica
Lineage: Eukaryota; Fungi; Basidiomycota; Agaricomycetes; Agaricales; Mycenaceae
Product: Glycoside hydrolase family 79 protein
Exons: 14
Coding region: 1-3345 (1114 amino acids)
Biological process (GO): protein deubiquitination
Molecular function (GO): cysteine-type deubiquitinase activity
Source: RefSeq, a predicted model, not a curated record